Molecule: messenger RNA, 1281 nt
Organism: Peniophora sp. CBMAI 1063
Lineage: Eukaryota; Fungi; Basidiomycota; Agaricomycetes; Russulales; Peniophoraceae
Source: the annotation of a GenBank genome assembly
AUGCCUCCUCGAAGGAUCGAGGUUGAAUCUGAUUCGGGUGACGAAUUUGAAGAGAGGGACAAGAACGACAAAGGAAAGGCCAAAGCUAAGGAUGGGGGCUACGCUUGGGAGGCACAGUAUACAAGAUCUUGGGAUCAAGUACGGGAAGACGAGGGCGGGAGUCUACAGGGUGCAGUAGACGGUCUCAUUGCCCGGCAGCGGCGCAAGCGUCUGCUCGAGCCCGCGUCCGCGGUCCGACGAACAAUUGUCAGGCACCUAUUCUUGUUACUUGAUCUAUCCCAAGCCAUGCGCGAACGAGAUAUGCGACCGAAUCGUCUCGAACUUACGCUACAGACGUCGCGGGGAUUUGUGGCAGAGUGGUUCGACCAGAACCCUCUCGGGCAGAUCGGCGUAGGCGCGAUGCGUGCAGGUCUGGGCGAACGCGUUGCGGAAAUGACCGGUAAUCCCCAGGAAGUGCUGGCCGCACUAGCAGAGAAACAUAAACUGGAACCUGUAGGCGAACCUAGCCUCCAAAAUGCGCUCGAGAUGGCCCGCAGUGCCAUGAGCCACCUUCCUGCUCACGCCUCGCGCGAAGUACUGAUUGUAUACGGGGCUCUGACAACUGUUGAUCCCGGCGACAUCAUGGAAACUUUAGCCGCAUGUGUACGGGACAAGAUCAGAAUAUCGGUUGUAGCGCUUGCAGCUGAAAUGAAGAUAUGUCGUGAACUGUGCGACAAGACAGGCGGUACAUUUAGCGUGGCGAUGAACGAGGGUCACUUCAAAGACCUUGUUUUUGAUCUCAUACCUCCACCCGCUCAGCGUGCGGCACCCAAAACUACCCCUACUACCGCACCGGCAGCAGCUGGUGGUGCUGAUUUGAUGCUCAUGGGCUUCCCUACCCGACUACCGGUUGCAUCACCAGCUGCUCUCUGUGCAUGUCACGGCGCGAUGAAGCGGGCAGGCUUUCUAUGUCCGCGCUGCCGAGCCCGACUAUGUGACGUUCCAACAGACUGUGCCGUCUGUGGGCUCAUGGUUGUCUCUGCGCCACAUCUUGCGCGAAGUUUCCAUCACCUUUUCCCCGUAAAGCCUUACACUGCUGUCAAGGACCUCGUUGAUUCAACGCCUCGCUGCCAUGCCUGUGCUGUAACCUUUCCAACUCAGCCACAGCAGGCUGCGCAAGUUCAAGAGGGCAUGAGUCCAUUCGGGCGAUAUCGUUGUCCUACGUGCAAGCACGAUUUUUGCGCCGAAUGCGACGUUUUUGUUCAUGAAGUGCUGCACACAUGCCCAGGGUGUGAUACCUAA